Molecule: messenger RNA, 963 nt
Organism: Protopterus annectens (West African lungfish)
Lineage: Eukaryota; Metazoa; Chordata; Ceratodontiformes; Protopteridae
Product: olfactory receptor class A-like protein 1
Exons: 1
Coding region: 1-963 (320 amino acids)
Biological process (GO): G protein-coupled receptor signaling pathway
Cellular component (GO): membrane
Molecular function (GO): pheromone receptor activity
Source: RefSeq, a predicted model, not a curated record
AUGGCAUUAUAUGGAGUAAUGAAAGGGAUGCUAUACCUUUUGUUAGUCAUCAUUGGCAUUCCUGGGAAUCUGACUGUGUUGGCUGCCUUUUCCAUGUUAGCCAUGAUUGGAAACAAGUUACUGUUAACAGAAGUAGUAAUAUGUAGCAUUGCACUAGUCAGCAUGGUCCUGUCAUUAACCCGAGGUCUUCCUGUAACUAUGUAUGUGCUGUUCGAACUGAAAGAUAUUUAUACUGAUAUUGGCUGCAAAUUUAUAGUUUAUCUUGCCAGAGUUUCAAGGGGCUUAGCUAUUGGGCAGACAUGUGUUCUUGUUUGUAUACAGUGUAUAUUUGUUGCCCCAAACAACACAUUUUUAUCUUCAUUAAAACAUAACUUAGCAGGAUAUGUCAUCAAAGGUUGUGCAUUAGUUUUGCUGUCAAAUAUAAUGCUAGAAAUAAGUUCCUUGACAUAUACAGUAUCAAAACUAAACUCCACAUUCCAGGAGUACACUUUCAAUUUUGGCUACUGUAUAAUUGUUGUCCCUGAUUAUGUUUCUUACUUGGCUGUACCUUUUAGUUUUCUUAUUCGAGAUCUCAUACUGGUAAUUCUGAUGUCAAUUUCAAGUGGUUAUAUUUUGCUGAUAUUAUUUAAGCACAAGAAACAAGUAAGCAGAAUAAAAAGAAAGAAAGGUGAGCAAAAGAUGGCGACAGAGAUGAGAGCUGCAAAAGUUGUUGUUACUUUAGUUACUCUAUACAUAUUUUUCUUUGGUUUUGAAAACACAAUUUUUCUGUACCAGAUUAUUGCAUCUACCCAUAUUCAUCCAAUCAUUUCAGAUGUUCGACAUUUCUUUUCUGUUUGUUAUGCCUCAGUAUUUCCAGCUGUAAUUAUUUUGUCUAAUUCCAGAAUAAAGAGUGUACUGAAAUGUUAUCUUAUAAGCAAAAAAAGAAUCCUGGUUAAUGCAUUACAACAUAAUACAGUCCAAUGA